Molecule: messenger RNA, 963 nt
Organism: Limanda limanda (common dab)
Lineage: Eukaryota; Metazoa; Chordata; Actinopteri; Pleuronectiformes; Pleuronectidae
Gene: nr0b1
Product: nuclear receptor subfamily 0, group B, member 1
Exons: 2
Coding region: 1-963 (320 amino acids)
Biological process (GO): negative regulation of transcription by RNA polymerase II
Cellular component (GO): nucleus; cytoplasm
Molecular function (GO): transcription corepressor activity; transcription factor binding
Source: RefSeq, a predicted model, not a curated record
AUGGCCUCGCUGGAGGGCUGCCGCUGCCGGGGACCCAGCGGCCGGAACCACAGCAGCAUCCUCUACAGCAUUCUGAAGAGUGACAGCCUCGUUGGCACCGAGGAACAACAACAACAACAACAGCAACAACAGCAACAACAUCCACAAGAACAGCAACACCAAACACUGCAACACCUGCUCCACAAGACCUCCUCCUCCUCCUCCUCCUCGUCCUCCUCCUCCAGCACCGCAGCCUCCUCCGGGCCGGCCUCGCUGCAGGAGCUCCGGCAGCAGGCGUGCUCCUGCGGCUCGGCGCGCCGCCGGGGAGUGCUCCGAGCCCCGCAGGUGACGUGCAAGGCGGCGUCGGCGGUGCUGGUGAAGACGCUGCGCUUCGUGAAGAACGUGCCGUGCUUCCGGGAGCUGCCGGAGGACGACCAGCUGGUGCUCAUCCGCAGCGGCUGGGCCCCGCUGCUGGUGCUCGGGCUGGCGCAGGACCGGGUGGACUUCGACACCACGGAGACGGUGGAGCCCAGCAUGCUGCAGCGCAUCCUCACCGGCGUGCCCGAGCCGAGCCAGGCCGAGCCCCCCGCCGGGCAGACCAGGGGGGCGGCGGCGGCGGCCGGGAGAGGGGUGUCCGUGGUGGACAUCGAGGCGAUCCGAGCGUUCCUGAAGAAGUGCUGGAGUGUGGAUAUCAGUACCAAGGAGUACGCGUACCUGAAGGGAGCCGUGCUCUUUAACCCGGAUCUGGAGGGUCUGCGCUGCCUCCACUACAUCCAGUCGCUGCGCAGGGAGGCGCACCAGGCUCUGAACGAGCACAUCCGGCUCAUCCACCGGGAGGACACGACGCGCUUCGCCAAGCUGCUCAUCGCCCUGUCCAUGCUGAGGGCCAUCAGCCCGCCGGUGGUCGCACAGCUCUUCUUCAGACCCGUCAUAGGCAGCGUGAACAUCGAGGAGGUGCUCAUGGAGAUGUUCUACGGGAAGUGA